AUGUGGGGAUACUAUCGUGGUAAAUCCAUAUUUCUUACCGGGGGUACAGGUGCAUUAGGAACUGCCAUACUUUGUAGACUCCUCAGUCAGGCAGCACCGAAACGAGUCUAUGUGCUUUGUCGCGAAGGUUCAGAGACUGCAUAUGCAAAAUGGCAAAAACUCCUCCCAGAACCAAUGGCCGCCGCGCUCUUCCAAAGUUCCUGCGUCACGUUCCUAAGCGGUGAUAUCACCUUGAAGCAAAUGGGCCUACACGAGACAGACUGGCGCCAACUCAAGAAGUCCGUGCAGGUCAUCAUCCACGCCGCAUCAUCCAUCAGCCUGACAAGCUCAUUGCAGCAACUAGCAACAUCCAUCAUCGCCCCAAGCAUAUCGCUAGCAGAAACAGCAAUGGAAUUCGAAGACCUGCACAACUUCGUCUACAUAUCCAGCGCAUAUGCCAACGCCCACCUCUGGAAAAUGACCGAUAUCUCCGACGUCCCCGUCAAAGAAUGCAUCUACUCCCUCGGCCCACACGGCGAGGUCUACGAUCCCCAGAAUCUGGGCGAAUGGGCAGGCUUCGGUCCCCAGACUGAACACGAAUGGAGAAGCGUCCUGGAUACAGGCACAAGCAUCGAGUUCGACUAUAACGAUUUCCCGUGGCCCUACGCCUACGCAAAGCAUCUCACCGAGCGUCUCCUCAUCAACGCAUUCAUGCAGAACGAAGCGACUGAAAAACUUCUCAUUGUUCGGCCCUCAUCUCUGGGUCCCGCCAUCAGCCAGCCGUACCCAGGAUACUCAAGUUCAACCUCGACGGCAUCAACGGGACUGGCGGCAGGGAUUCUUUUAUAUGCGGGUAAACACAUGAAGAUGGCUACGCGAAGCCCGCAUCCAGAGCGAGACGUUACGAUAGACGAGAUACCCAUUGAUGUCGUGGUUGAUCGGCUUCUGGCGCAUACUGCUAAAGGAACUUAUGGAUGCGUGCAUGCUGUUGCUGGUAAGAAGGCUCGGUUAUCGUUUGGGGAUUGGUGGCUUGCAGUGAUGAAGGAGCGUCGUCUCCCGUGGCUGGUCAAGCCGGAAUGGACAUCGUUAGAUUGGCAUUCGCCGAAGUUGCAUCCUAUCGCCAGGCUGUAUGUCACGCUGGGGACAUCUUUUGAGUUCGAAGAUAAUGAGGCGGCUAAGCUUCUCACUAAGCUUAAUGCGCAUGAGAAACUACAUCUUAAAUUGUUUGCGGAUGAACUCGAUGAGAAUCGUCCUUAUGAUUUCAAGAUUAGGAGGCAUAGGAUUCGGGAAAUGGGGAUGACGCUUGCGAAGAAGAAGCAUUUGCCGCUUUGCUUUGUUAAGUGGUGUUGUCGGCCUGGGAAGCCGAAAGAGAAGGAUGUUCCGUCUAAGUCACAGCAGCAUAGUAUGCAUGAGUAUGGAGGGUCGAUGGACAUGUUUCCGAAGGAAGGUGAAGCUGGGUGGAUUCAUGUAUGA
Molecule: messenger RNA, 1452 nt
Organism: Penicillium verhagenii
Lineage: Eukaryota; Fungi; Ascomycota; Eurotiomycetes; Eurotiales; Aspergillaceae
Exons: 2
Coding region: 1-1452 (483 amino acids)
Biological process (GO): long-chain fatty-acyl-CoA metabolic process
Cellular component (GO): peroxisome
Molecular function (GO): alcohol-forming very long-chain fatty acyl-CoA reductase (NADP+) activity
Source: RefSeq, a predicted model, not a curated record